AUGAUUGUGCGGGGCCUGCUUGCGGUCGUCCUUGGCCUCGCCGUUGCCUGCCAGAGCCUCGCUGCGUCCGCGCGCCCGCACCAUGCGGCGCGACGACGGAUCCAGAGCAUGCAGAAGAAGAAGCUGCUCGACGACGGCCCAGAUUACGAGUGGGAGGAGCGGUGGUUCGACACGCUCGAGGACAACUUCGGGUUCCAGCCGGAGGCCCGCACCUUCCCCCUCAGAUACCUGUUUAACGACUCGUGGUGGACCCCAGACGACAACGGGCCGAUCUUCCUGUACGCCGGCAACGAGGGCGACAUCGAGACCUUCGCGGACAACACGGGCCUCAUGUGGGAGCUCGCGCCCGAGUUCGGCGCCCUGGUCGUUUUCGCGGAACACCGCUUCUACGGCAAGAGCAUCCCGGGCCGCGGACGCGCGGCGCAGCUGUUCCCGGACGACGUGGCGUCCGCGGACAGCGCGGACCUCUCGCUGCUGACCGUCGAGCAGGCCAUGGCGGACUACGCGGCGCUGUCAAUGCACCUGAAGGACAAGCUCGACGCGCAGGGGUCCCCGAUCAUCGUGUUCGGCGGCUCGUACGGCGGAAUGCUCGCGACGUACAUGCGCGUGCGGUACCCGUGGGUGUUCGAGGGGGCCGUCGCCGCGAGCGCCCCGAUCCUGUACUUCUCGGGGGAGGCCGACGGGGGCUCGUUCUACGACAUCGUCUCGCGGGACUUCGCGGCGUGCGCGGACUCGAUCCAGCGCUCGUGGCAGGCCAUGGAGGACGUCGCGUCGUCCGACAAGGGCUCCCAGCGCAUGCUCGAAGCCCUCGGCAUCUGCACGGGCGGCAAGGACGACGACGGCGCUCUCGGGUGGCGCGACGUCCGCGAGUGGGUCGCCGGCGUCUACGUCACGCUCGCCAUGGUCAACUACCCCUACCCCGCCUCGUUCCUCGGCCCCAUGCCCGCCUGGCCGGUGUCGCGCGCCUGCGAGGCCUUCUCCGGCACCGCCGACGGCGAGGACCUCCUCCGCGAGGUCCGCGACGCGGUCAGCGUCGCGCUCAACUACACGGGGAGCUGCGACUGCGAGUGCUUCGACGUCGAGGCCCCGCAGCCUGGUCUGGAUGUCGAUGUGUGGGAGUACCAGACGUGCACGGAGUUCGUGGAGCCGCUCGAGAUGGACGGGGAGAACGACAUGUUCUGGCGGGAGCCGUUCGUGUUCGACGACUGGUCGGACCACUGCUACGACGAGUUCGGCGUGCGCCCGCAGAGCGACCGCUACGCAAAGAUGGCGUACGGCGGGAAGGACCUCCGCGCGGCGACCAACAUCCUCUUCUCGAACGGCGACCUCGACCCGUGGUCCGGCGGCGGGGUCGGCGUCGGCGCGCGGCGGCGGGGCGGUCCGGGCGCCCCCGACGACUAUAAGCAGCUGGUGUUUGUGGAGAUAGCGCAGGGGGCGCACCACCUGGACCUGCGGGCGCCGAACAAGCACGACCCGGAGUCGGUGCGGACGGCGCGGGACAAGGAGAUCGCGGCGAUCAAGUCGUGGGUGGCGGGGUACUCUCGGCCGCUGUUCGGGGGGGACUACUCGCACAUGGCGCACUGGCGCGUGCUGCUGCUGGGGAUGGGCGUGGGGCUGUCGGGCGGGAUCAUCGCGACGACGAUCGUCGCGGGCCUCGUCGCGAUGGGCCACGUGAACCGGGAUGCGGAGGGCGAGGAGCACGAUGCGCUGCUGGCGUGA
This is a messenger RNA of Pedinophyceae sp. YPF-701, 1719 nucleotides long. NCBI's taxonomy places the organism in Eukaryota, Viridiplantae, Chlorophyta, Pedinophyceae. The record is from the annotation of a GenBank genome assembly.